Carlito syrichta (Philippine tarsier) is the source of this 1834-nucleotide messenger RNA. RefSeq names its product cilia and flagella associated protein 45 (gene CFAP45). The record is from RefSeq and is a predicted model, not a curated record. The coding region runs from base 307 to 1707 and encodes 466 amino acids. The transcript is spliced from 12 exons. Lineage: Eukaryota; Metazoa; Chordata; Mammalia; Primates; Tarsiidae.
ACUAGCCGCUGCAGCCCCUUCCUUGAGUGUGCCGCUCUCCAGCCCGCUUGAACGCCGCUAAGCCCAACUCGCAUCCUGAGCUCUACUUCCACCACUUCCAACAGGUCAAGGAACAGGACUCACUAUCGGACCAAAGCUGUGAGCUCCGAGGUGGAUGAAAGCCUCUUCGGAGGCAUCAAGCCCCCGGCCCAGGGCCAGAGGGACAGCCCCAUUGUGCUGCUCCGGGACAAGAACACCAUUCGAAAAGCUCUCACUACUCUGGGUGUGGACCACAAGCCGGAGACCAUCCAAGUCAUCACCCGGGACAUGGUCCGAGAACUCAUCAUUCCCACAGAGGAUCCCUCAGGGGAGUCCCUCAUCAUCAGCCCCGAGGAGUUUGAGCGAAUCAAAUGGGCAUCCCACAUCCUGACCAAAGAAGAGCUGGAGGCCAAGGAGCAGGCCUUCAAGAAGGAAAAGGAAGCCAUCAUGGAUGCCGUGGCAACGCGCAAGAAGAUCAUGAAGCAGAAGGAAAUGGUGUGGAAGAGCAAUAAGAAGCUCAGUGACCUGGAGGAGGUGGCCAAGGAGCGGGCCCAGAACCUCCUGGAGAGAGCCAACAAGCUGCGGAUGGAGCAGGAGGAGGAGCUCAAGGACAUGAGCAAGAUCAUCCUCAACGCCAAGUGCCACGCCAUCCGGGAUGCCCAAAUCCUGGAGAAGCGGCAGAUCCAGAAAGAACUGGACACGGAGGAGAAGCGGUUGGAUCAGAUGAUGGAGGUGGAACGGCAGAGAUUCAUUCAAAGGCAGGAGGAGCAGGACAGGAAGAGGAGGGAGGAGAGAAUACGAGGAAAACGGCACAUUGUGGAACAGAUGGAGAAGAACCAGGAGGAGCGAUCUCUCCUGGCUGAGCAGCGGGAGCAGGAGAAGGAGCAGAUGCUGGAGUACAUGGAACAGCUCCAGGAGGAGGAUCUGAGGGACAUGGAACGAAGGCACCAGCAAAAACUGAAGAUGCAAGCCGAGAUUAAGCGCAUCAAUGACGAAAACCAGAAACAGAAAGCAGAGAUGCUGGCUCAGGAGAAGCUGGCAGACCAGAUGGUGAUGGAGUUCACCAAGAAGAAGAUGGCUCGAGAAGCAGAAUUUGAGGCUGAGCAGGAGAGAAUCCGGAGGGAGAAGGAGAAGGAGAUCGCCCGCCUGAGGGCAAUGCAGGAGAAGGCCCAGGACUACCAGGCAGAACAGGAUGCCUUGCGGGCCAAGCGCAACCAGGAGGUCGCAGACAGAGAGUGGCGCAAAAAGGAAAAGGAGAAUGCACAGAAGAAGAUGGAAACUGAGGCCAAGCUGCGGAAGAGUCGGCUGGAGCAGGUGGCUUUCAAGGAGCAUGCACUGGCCGUUCAGGUGCAACGGGACCGGGAUGAGUUCGAGAGGAUUCUUCGGGCUCAGAGAGAGCAGAUUGAGAAGGAGCGGUUGGAGGAGGAGAGAAAGGCCACCGGGCGUCUGCAGCACGCCAACGAGCUCCGGCGCCAGGUGCGCGAGAACCAGCAGAAGCAGGUCCAGAGACGGAUCGCCACCUUCGAGGAGGGCCGGCGCCUCAAGGAGGAGGCCCAGAAGCGGCGGGAGCGCAUUGAGGACAUCAAGAGGAAGAAACUGGAAGAGCUGAGAGCCACCGGCCUUCCCGAGAAGUACUGCAUCGAAGCAGAGCGCAAAGCUAACAUCCUGCCAGCUGCCUCUGUGAACUGAGGGGCGCCUUUGUGCCCUCGGAAUGCCUUCAGGGAACAGAUUCUGCCCAGUCUCUGGGUGUCCAUGAUUGCUGCUCACCUAGACAUUUCAUGGCUACAGAUUAAAUCUAUUCCGCAUCUUUAAGGAA